This is a messenger RNA of Dendrobium catenatum, 1403 nucleotides long. RefSeq names its product axial regulator YABBY 1-like. Gene Ontology annotation, biological process: abaxial cell fate specification; regulation of shoot apical meristem development; regulation of leaf development. Gene Ontology annotation, cellular component: nucleus. The record is from RefSeq and is a predicted model, not a curated record. The transcript is spliced from 7 exons. Bases 150 to 812 code for a protein of 220 amino acids. NCBI's taxonomy places the organism in Eukaryota, Viridiplantae, Streptophyta, Magnoliopsida, Asparagales, Orchidaceae.
AUUUCAAUCACAAAACAACAGAUCCGAGGAUAGAAGGAUUCAGAGAGUUCAAUCAAAGCAUCAAAUCACAAAUCAAAUCAAAUCAUCACAUCAAAUCAGUCCAACAAGAAGGCAAGAAAGAAGUAGCUAACUCAGAAGCAAUAAGAACCAUGUCUUCCUCCUCAGCUGCCUUUUCCCUUGACCAAAUCUCCCCUCCGCCCUCUGAGAAGCUAUGCUACGUGCACUGCAACUUUUGCGACACAGUCCUCGCUGUUAGCGUUCCUUACACGAGCUUGUUCAAGACUGUAACGGUGAGGUGCGGUCAUUGCACCAACCUUCUCUCUGUUAACAUGAGAGGGCUUCUUCCCCCGUCCACCAACCAGCUCCAUCUCGGUCAUCCCUUCCAAUCUCCGAAUCAGCACAAUCUUUUGGAAGUACUAAGUAACCCACCACCAAACCUGAUGAUGGAUAAUCAGGUCUGCCUAAGCAACAACUUCACAUCUCCAUUGACAAAAGUAACAGAAGAAGAACUUCCGCAUAACCCAAUUAUCAAUAGGCCUCCAGAGAAGAGGCAGAGAGUUCCCUCGGCAUACAACCGCUUCAUCAAGGACGAAAUUCAACGAAUCAAAGCUGGCAACCCCGACACCACCCACAGAGAAGCAUUCAGCGCUGCUGCUAAGAACUGGGCCCAUUUCCCCCACAUCCACUUCGGUCUCAUUCCUGAUCAAACCCUGAAGAAGACCAGCGUGCACCCUCCGGAGGGAGAAGACGUUCUUCUCAAGGACGGAUUCUUUGCAGCUGCGGCUGCUAACAUGGAAGUUGCUCCGUUCUAGGCGCCGAGAACUGAAUGGUUGAGAGUUGGUGGCUUCUAAUUACAAGGGUUUAGUUCAUUUCCACGUGCCCGCUGCUUGUUGUUAUAGAUUAUUAGGGUUUGUUCUCUCUACUACAUAUUAUAGAGAAGUUCGAGACAAUGGUUUUACAGUUGCUAGGGUUAUUUUCUUGCCGUGAUUUUCUUUUUCUCAUCCUUAGCUGUUCCUGUUAGUUUCCUUGUUUAGUAAAGGGAAAGCUUAUGAGCCGAGCGUCUCUGAAAAAAUAGGCAUGCUGCAGCUGUUAUUGAAACUGUUUAGCUAAUCUUGGAAUGCUUUGUAAUGGAACAAUUGAUUUCUUAUAACGUUUGCUUUUGUUUUAAUUUGAAGAAGCUGAUGGUUGCUUCGAGUAGAUCUGCUAGAGAAUGCAGAUAAAUUGAACUUAGCUUUGUCCAAGUGCGUUAGCAUAAAAUUGAAAAUUUUCUUUCCAUAAAAUUGAAAUAUGAAGCAAAGAGGGGAAAGAAACAUCCAUUGAAAGAGUGAUCAAAGCAAGUUCAAAAUAGAUGAAUAUUUUAACAAAGUUUUGAGAAGGUUAAAUUUUAUCAUAAAGUAAAUAUU